AUGUCCAUCCAACGAAUCCCAUAUUCCGCUCCCCAGGAGGCGUUCAUAAACGCCCUCAAACGCGACGGCUGCGUGAUCGUCCAGGACUUCACAACCCUCGAGACCCUCGAACAAGCCCGGCGCGAGGUCGAGCCAUACCUAAACAAAGACAGCAACAGCCAAGUGGGUGCCCUAAACGGCGGCACAAGAACCUGCACGCGCCUCAUCAGCCGCAGCAAGACGGUCCGCGAGCAGUUCUUCUCAGACCCUCUAUACCAGUCCCUCGCCGAGUCCUUCCUCGCCAUAACAACAACAGCCUGGUACAACGACGAGCCGUCCACAAAUACCAGCCACCCGCUCCUCUCAAUCGCCAUAACCAUGGCCAUCCAACCCGGCGCAAAAGCCCAGAAACUCCACCGCGACGACAAGAACCACCACGCGCGGCAUGCGCCUGUAACAACCUAUCCGGACCUCAAGAGUCAGAACGAAGGAAAACGCGACAUGCUGCUCGGCCUCUUCGUGCCGGGGUGCAGCACAACAAAGGAAAUCGGUGCGACCCGUGUAGUCCCCGGUUCGCAUCUGUGGGGUGAUGAAAAGCCUGAUUUUGGACCGGACGGGAAUAAAGGCGUUCUUGAUGUCGAGCUACAUGCCACCGAGGCGUUUAUCAUGCUGGGGAGCACGUACCACGGCGGCGGGGAGUUCUCAGCAUCGAAGGGCAGUCGCAUGGUGCAUAUCAUGUUUAUGUGUGGCGGGGUUUAUCGGCAGGAGGAGGUGUCGUUCCUGGUGUACCCGGCUGAGGAGGUUAGGGGGUAUUCGAAGCUGGUGCAGCAGAGGCUGGGGUGGGUGCAGUCGGAGCCGAAUCUGGGGUGGGUGGAUUUGAUUUCGCCGGAGGGGUUGUUGCGUUGA
Messenger RNA from Aspergillus mulundensis, 885 nucleotides. RefSeq lists its product as uncharacterized. Lineage: Eukaryota; Fungi; Ascomycota; Eurotiomycetes; Eurotiales; Aspergillaceae. The record is from RefSeq and is a predicted model, not a curated record. The coding region runs from base 1 to 885 and encodes 294 amino acids. The transcript is spliced from 2 exons.